AUGUCGAUGCACUUCCACCAGAGGCGCUUCUUCGCGUACUUGAGUGGAGCUCCCAACCUACACACACUAAGCUCCGUGUCUUCUCACAGCCACACCCUGGUGACAACGGACCGAUGUGUGUCGCUCUUAAGCUACGGAGACUCCGGCUACAGUCUGCAUAAGCUCGAAGUGGACGCACUUCGUACCGGUAAGGCGGACGUAGUAGCUGCUGCUGCCAUUGAGCGACCAGAGACGUGUCAGUCACGAGUUGCAGUCGCGUAUGCAGUCGGAGAUGCGCUGUUCCUGCAGGUUUUAGCACAUCAUCAUGGAUCUAUCGGCAAUGGAGACGACGCUGAAGCCUCUGGCUGCGGGACUUUUCAGUUAGAGGCGGCACCUACUUGCAUGUUCAGUGCACAGGCUGCAGGGCCGAAUGGAGACGUCUUUUAUGGCGUCAUGGUGUGCUGCACAGACUCCAUGUUGGCUUUUGGGUAUAUUGAGAACGAGAAGGAAGCCUCCACGACCGGCUCCGCUACUGUUUGCACUCGACUGAAUAACGACCAGUUUGCUGCUUUCUUUCCUGAACUCUCGACCUUCACGUACACAAUCCUGGCUGUGGAUAUCUACACGUCACCUGGAAAAGAUCAAGGCUGGGUCGCGUUCGGUUGUGCUGACGGUCUAGUGCGCGUGUUCCAUGGAUCGAUGCGACGAGGAUGUCUUGGGGGCCCAUUCCAGACGAAAGAUCUCCAGCUGAACGGCCCCGUGACUGGUGUUGCUCUUUUCCCGAAACAGAAAACCGCUCCAAACAACUCGACCUCGACUUGGUGCUGUAACCUGCUGGUGACAUGUGCGAUCGGCCAGGCGGUUGUCUACGAGGACUUAUACAACACUUCCACGGAAGACGAGAAUAGCGAGGUGUUGGUGGACUCGGACACGUUCGACUCGAUUUUCGCGGGUAUCACUGCUGACAUCGACCUGGAUGGAGAGGUUGAAUUGCUUUUAGGAACAGACAGUCAGAAAUGGCAGCGGUUGUCCCGCAGCCAGUGGGAUUUGGAGACUUUUGGUGCCAUCUACAGUCUUUUAUGGCGAGACAUCAACCACGACGGCGUACCCGAGCUGCUCAUCGCCAGCUCCACUGGCAUUUACGUGUACGAAGCCGACCCGGCUUUCGUGAUCAACAAGGUUGAGCAUGUCUUAGCAGCAUUGCACACGUCUUCAACAACGACGAAGUGA
Messenger RNA from Phytophthora infestans T30-4, 1209 nucleotides. RefSeq lists its product as uncharacterized. The coding region runs from base 1 to 1209 and encodes 402 amino acids. Gene Ontology annotation, biological process: cellular response to amino acid starvation; actin filament organization; negative regulation of TORC1 signaling. The transcript has 5 exons. Lineage: Eukaryota; Oomycota; Peronosporomycetes; Peronosporales; Peronosporaceae. The record is from RefSeq and is a predicted model, not a curated record. Gene Ontology annotation, molecular function: actin filament binding. Gene Ontology annotation, cellular component: KICSTOR complex; lamellipodium; actin cytoskeleton.